AAAAUAAAAGAAAAGAAAAUAUCAUCAAACAACCUGCCUCCCCGUUUUGUUCUCUCUAUUCUUCUCCAUCACUCCGUCUCUCUCUCUCUCUCUCUCUCUCUCUCUCUAUGCAGUCUCACCUUUCCUUUCUCGACUUCUCGUUCUUGCAUUGUGUCUGGAUUGGAGUUCUUGGAUUUCUUUGUCUUUCGCUGUUGAUGGAUUUUGACUAGCAUUAUACCAUAGUCACUCCCAAGCAACACUUCAAUCAGAUCCCUCUGCAAUUGGACCUGUCUUGAUUCACAAUGGCGCCCAAGAGAGGGCUAUUCGUCAGCAGAAGUAGAAGCAAGGGAUCUCAUUUCCCUCUUCUGGUUUUCAUUUUCCUCUGUCUUCUUGCGCCUUUGAUUUUCUUCGCUAGAGUGCUUAUUACUGCGGGUCAAGAUGGCAUUUCAACUGUUCCAAGCAAACAGGCUUCCAAAUGGCAAGAAUGGCAGGCAUUGCACGACCUCAGAUCACUAUUUUCAAAAGAGGUUCUUGACGUAAUUGAUGCCAGUACAAAUGAUAUGGGGCCUUUAAAUCUUGAUAACUUCAGAAAAAACAAUUUUUCUGCUUCUUGGAGAGUUGAAUUGGAGAAUUCAAAUGCUACGUUUGAGAAACUAAACCAGCCAACAAUGCAUAGUAGACAAGGAAACCUGAAAGUUGAGCAGGGAACUGAUAAUCCUGCACAGCAAGCACGGAGGCAAUUGAUUGAUAAAAGGCGUGGAAAGCGUGCUGCCGAGUUGGUUAAACAGGAUAAUGAAGUGCUUGUAAAACUUGAAAAUGCAGCUAUUGAACGCUCCAAAUCAGUUGAUUCAGCAGUUCUGGGAAAAUAUAGCAUUUGGAGGAAAGAAAUGGAUAAUGAAAACUCUGACUCUACUGUACGGUUGAUGCGGGACCAAAUGAUUAUGGCUAAGGUGUAUUUAAGCAUUGCAAAGAUGAAAAACAAUCAAGAACUGUAUCGAGAAUUGCAAUCUCGACUUAAAGAGAGUCAACAUGCUUUAGGUGAGGCAGCAUCUGAUGCUGACCUGCAUCAUAGUGUGCAUGAGAAAAUCAGGGCUAUGGGCCAAGUCCUGUCUAAAGCAAAGGAGCAUUUGUAUGACUGCAAGUUGAUCACUGGAAAAUUGAGGGCAAUGCUAGUAACUGCUGACGAGCAAGUAAGGAGCUUGAAGAAACAGAGCACUUUCCUCAGUCAGUUGGCUGCUAAGACCAUACCAAAUGGAAUUCAUUGCUUAUCCUUGCAGCUUUCCAUAGAUUACUACCUCCUUCCUCCAGAAAAGAGAAUUUUUCCCAAGAGUGAGAAUUUGGAAAAUCCAAAUCUCUAUCAUUAUGCUCUUUUCUCCGACAAUGUGUUGGCUGCAUCUGUUGUUGUUAACUCAACCAUCAAGAAUGCCAAGGAUCCUUCUAGGCACGUUUUCCACCUUGUUACUGAUAAAUUAAACUACGCAGCCAUGAACAUGUGGUUUCUGUUAAACCCUCCUGGCAAAGCUACAAUCCAUGUUGAAAAUGUUGAUGAAUUUAAGUGGCUAAAUUCAUCCUACUGCCCUGUAUUGAGGCAACUUGAAUCUGCUAGUAUGAAAGAGUAUUAUUUCAAGGCAGGCCAUCCAAACACACUUUCUUCUAGUGCUUCUAAUUUGAAGUAUAGGAACCCAAAAUAUCUCUCCAUGCUCAACCAUCUAAGGUUCUAUCUCCCUCAAGUAUAUCCAAAAUUGGAUAAGAUUCUUUUUCUUGAUGAUGACAUUGUUGUUCAGAAGGAUUUGACCGGACUGUGGGAUGUGGAUCUUAAUGGGAAAGUGAAUGGAGCAGUUGAAACAUGUGGCGAGAGCUUUCACCGAUUUGACAAGUAUCUGAACUUCACAAAUCCCCAUAUUGCUAGAAAUUUUGAUCCAAAUGCUUGUGGUUGGGCAUAUGGGAUGAAUAUUUUUGAUCUGAAUGAGUGGAAAAGGAAGGAUAUCACUGGCAUUUAUCACAAGUGGCAGAAUAUGAAUGAAGAUAGGUCGCUUUGGAAGCUGGGGACUUUGCCUCCCGGCCUAAUAACAUUUUAUGGGCUUAUACAUCCCCUACAUAAGUCAUGGCAUGUACUUGGUUUGGGUUACAAUCCAAGUGUCAAUCGAUCAGAGAUCGAGAAUGCUGCUGUUAUUCACUAUAAUGGCAAUAUGAAGCCAUGGUUAGAGAUUUCCAUGACCAAAUAUCGCUCUUACUGGACCAAGUAUGUCAAGUACGAUCAUCCUCAUCUUCGGAACUGCAAGGUAAGUGAAUGAUCUUGCUUCCUAAAUGCACAGAAGGCUACUCUUUCAACAGCCCUGGGGUGGUCAGAAUGAUAAAGUGUCUUAGAAGGGAUAGGAUCAAUCCCAUGUGCUGUAUUUUCACCAAAUCAUUUCCUUUCCACAUCAUUGAUUUUUGUUUCCUAUUCAUUUGAUUUGUUCUCACCCCACAACACCCCCAUUUGAAGUAGGCAAAUAAUUAGUAUACCUUGUUGGCUAUAUAAAAUCUUUGUCUUGUAGAAUACCCUGAAGCUUAAGGACAGGAGUAGAAAUUGAGUAUAAUUUUCUGCAUUCUUUGAAAAUAGCAUUGUUCACUUGAAUACUUGAAUGUGUUACUGUGGAGCUAAUUUUCUACACUUAUUUGUU
Molecule: messenger RNA, 2642 nt
Organism: Prosopis cineraria
Lineage: Eukaryota; Viridiplantae; Streptophyta; Magnoliopsida; Fabales; Fabaceae
Product: polygalacturonate 4-alpha-galacturonosyltransferase-like
Exons: 10
Coding region: 282-2273 (663 amino acids)
Molecular function (GO): polygalacturonate 4-alpha-galacturonosyltransferase activity
Source: RefSeq, a predicted model, not a curated record